AGACACUACGCAUAUGAUAAGAAAACGCUCGAGCGGAAGCGAUACGGAAGGCAAUCUUAAAAUGUCUCUUAUCGGAAAAUAUCCGUGUGUAAAUGUCACCGAGCCUGCACUUGCAGUAAGCGUUACCUCUGCAGCAGUAAAUGUGGUGCUAUGUGUACCAACUAUUGUGGGCAAUACUCUAGUUCUACUAGCAUUGGCACUAGAUCCGUACAAGAACCUUCGAUCUCCCUUCAGUCUAUUGGUCGCAAACCUUGCUGCGGCAGAUUUAUUGAUCGGUGUCUUCGUAGAACCAACUUCGCUGGAAUUCUUUAUUCGCGAGGCAAAAGGUAAUCCCGAAAUAACUACUAUGGAUACAGCGCGAAGGAUUGUGUUUUUUAUAGCAAGUACGGCGUCCUUGCUAAGUGUAUCAGCUCUGAGCGUGGAGAGAUAUUUAGCAAUAACAUAUCCUCUAAAAUACCGCUAUAAACUGAACCCGCUACGAACGUCUUUCGUGUCACUGGUUAUAUGGGUGUUCGCAAUCUCAUUUUCGCUUAUUUACCUAAAGGUUGGAUACCUUCGGUACCAUUUUGUAUUCACUAAUACCGCUGUUGUGGCUACGUUUUUGGUUUAUAUGCUGACUUAUUUCAAAGUGUUCAAGCGAUUCAAAAAGGAAGUUAAGAGCUGGGACAGGCUGCACGAGGGAACGGAAGAGAACCGCGUUAAAAAACAAGCGACUAAAUUAGAAAAGAAAAUCACCAAGACUUUGCUGAUCAUGAUGGCAUUGUUUAUCGCGUGUUUUCUACCUUCACUUAUACUUGUGUACAUCAUCAGCUUCUGUACUCAUUGUGACUGUAGUUUUAUUCACUGGAUUCGAGACAUCAAUUAUAACCUCAUACUGGUCAACUCAUGCAUGAACUCAUUUGUGAUAGCGUGGAGACUAGAGCCGUACCGCAAGGCGUUCGCUAGAAUCCUAGGAUGCGGUGUGUUUGCUCGUGGGCUCAGAUCAGCCUCUAAUAGUGUGCUCUCAGUGGUUGGACAUUUAAACAUGGCGUUCAGCGGAAACCCUGCAAGCGAGACAGUGCACUCUCCCGAGCUGUGCAACAAUGGGCAGAAAUACCAAGUAAACGAGAGUUGUGCACAGGAUAUUAGCCUCGACGAAAUAGUUCGAAAGUGACCUACUCGUGCGAGAACCAGCCAGUUUUACUUUAAAUAUACAAAACCCAAAAUAACUGAAUGUUAUAAAAAAAUUGAGAUAGUACUCGCGAUUGAUCCUAUAGGUGCACUUUCAUAGGAAUAUGAAGGUCAUGUGAUAACUCAGCACAAAAUCAUGAGGGCAAGUCGUGCAUCAUCAUUCAACCUGUGAUUUAUGACGAACUUUCGCAUUUUAACACUAAAAAUAUCAUCCCAAUCAAAA
This is a messenger RNA of Nematostella vectensis (starlet sea anemone), 1393 nucleotides long. Its product is annotated as melanocortin receptor 5. Gene Ontology annotation, biological process: G protein-coupled receptor signaling pathway. The record is from RefSeq and is a predicted model, not a curated record. Gene Ontology annotation, cellular component: membrane. Lineage: Eukaryota; Metazoa; Cnidaria; Anthozoa; Actiniaria; Edwardsiidae. The coding region runs from base 14 to 1153 and encodes 379 amino acids. The transcript has a single exon. Gene Ontology annotation, molecular function: G protein-coupled receptor activity.